AUGGUCGAAGAAAAAGAAAGAAUCGACCAUGUCGAUGGGCCGGACACAAAGUCGGCAGACGCGAAACAAUCGGUCCCGGUGGGUAGUCCUCUGACCCUCACACCAAAUGAAACCCAUCAAUAUCAAGUCGCCGGUCUUCCUCUUGACCAGGAGUUGCCAGGAGGCCACUUCCCCCACGGGCCCGCCAAGAAGAUAAAGCCCAAGAUCAAAAAUAAGGCAAAGAUCAAGAAGGGUCAAAAUAUGGCAAAGCCGGCCCCAAGAACUUUGACAAACGGCCUGGCUCGACAACACCUCGCAGCGCUGACUCAAGUGCUUCAUCGUUGUUUGUUAGAUGGUGACUACCACCGAGCAGGAAGAGCAUGGGGCCUCCUUUUACGAGAGAAUUUCAAAGGGUGUCGUGCUGGAAGUCAAAUUGGAGCGCAGAUCUUGUUACGCCGAGGGGCUAAGCACCACCCCGGCGGUGCCAAUGAAGCCGCUCACUCUCCUGCGACAUUCACCAUCAAGGGAUUUGCGGAAGCGAAAGUAUACUAUGAAAAGUUGAUUCUCGCUCAUCCUUAUUCAAAAUCUGCUCCGCAUCUACUCUCUGCUCUCCAUUUUUAUCCUGCCAUGUUCGAGCAUUGGAUCGUAUUUGCCCAAGAGGAUAGCAGUCUGGAGAGAAAGAAAAUAGAAAACGACGAGAUGUCUGACGAAGAAGACUAUGACUUUGACGAUCAAGCAUUGCACAAGAAACAGACACGCAUCUCGGCUGUUCGAGCCCAGGAACUCGAGCAGGCUCGGCAAAUCGCAAUACGCAUUGAUGGUGUGCUUGGAAAACCACCUUACUCGGACUCCGCAAGGCUGCUCGAAAUGCGGGGCAUGGUGUCUCUUUGGAUUGGCGAUCUACUUAUGUCUUCACUAGCACCAACCCCAUUUCAGCAGGGAGAGCAAACUACAGAUGCGAUACUCACGGACGGCGGGUAUAGCUCGUAUGAAACACAGCUCGCACACAGUUUGACAAUGGAAAAGAGGGGGCAGGCAGAGGAGCAGAGACUUUUAGAGAUUGGCAAGGCACGAGAAUUCCUGGAGCAAGCCAAGCAACGUGGAAUACGAGUCGAGUACAAUCUGGACGGUCUCGAGGGUUCUUCGAGUGAUUCAAAAAACAUGAUUCACGAAACAGAUAUUAGCUUGAAUGUAUGA
Messenger RNA from Penicillium pulvis, 1176 nucleotides. RefSeq lists its product as uncharacterized. The record is from RefSeq and is a predicted model, not a curated record. The coding region runs from base 1 to 1176 and encodes 391 amino acids. Gene Ontology annotation, biological process: nucleolar large rRNA transcription by RNA polymerase I; transcription initiation at RNA polymerase I promoter. The transcript has a single exon. Gene Ontology annotation, cellular component: RNA polymerase I core factor complex. NCBI's taxonomy places the organism in Eukaryota, Fungi, Ascomycota, Eurotiomycetes, Eurotiales, Aspergillaceae. Gene Ontology annotation, molecular function: RNA polymerase I core promoter sequence-specific DNA binding; RNA polymerase I general transcription initiation factor activity; TBP-class protein binding.